Molecule: messenger RNA, 5444 nt
Organism: Aphis gossypii (cotton aphid)
Lineage: Eukaryota; Metazoa; Arthropoda; Insecta; Hemiptera; Aphididae
Product: heterogeneous nuclear ribonucleoprotein 87F-like
Exons: 12
Coding region: 443-1372 (309 amino acids)
Molecular function (GO): RNA binding
Source: RefSeq, a predicted model, not a curated record
AACCUGUAUUACAAACUACGGCAAUUAGUGUUGUACAGUAUAAUACCUAUACAUUAUACAUAUUUUAAUACAGUAUAAUAUAGCAAUAUCAACUAUCAAUUUCGAAUCGCGGCGCUAGUUGCGGGCCCGUCUUAAAUGUUAGGUUCUCGUGCUGUCGCUGUGGUCUGUGAAUUGUAAUUCAUCGCCAAACGCCGAUAGUGUAGACACGGAACUUCAUUUGUUAUUUUUUAGUCGGUAAUUUGUUUGUUUGUUUGUUUGCACUCGCAGUUAGGCAUUAGACUCCUAGUACCCAAUACCGCUAGUUAGUCACCAAAAGCAAUCUAGUUCUACGUAUAGUGAAUUAUCGUGGUUUCAUUCCAGUGGCUUUUCAAGAGACUCAAUUUAACGGUCACACAAUACAUAAUUUAUCUUUUUGUUUUCAUUUGUCUCCAAUAAACAUACAAUGAGUGUAUCGGGAGAAAAUACCGGGGAAACUACUGUUGAAGUAGAAGUAGAAGAACCGGAACAGUUCAGGAAAUUAUUUAUUGGCGGACUUAACUACACAACUACAAAUGAUUCAUUAAAAGAAUUUUUUGAAAAAUGGGGUGAUAUUGUGGAUGUAGUUGUUAUGAAAGAUCCUGUUACAAAAAGAUCACGAGGUUUUGGUUUUAUUACUUACUCAAAAUCAUCAAUGGUAGAUGAUGCCAUGGCCAAUAGACCUCAUAAAAUUGAUGGUCGUGAAGUAGAAACAAAACGUGCAGUACCUCGUGACGAUAUAGAUAAACCUGAUAUAGCAUGGACUGUAAAAAAAAUGUUUGUUUCUGGAAUUAAAGAACAAACUGAGGAAGAUUUAAAAGAGUAUUUUGGACAGUAUGGAAAUAUACUUAAUAUUCAAAUUAUUACAGACAAAGAAACUGGUCAACGCAAAGGCUUUGGGUUCAUUGAAUUUGAUGAUUCAGAUUCAGUUGAUAAAGCUGUUUUAAUCAAAAGCCAUGAAGUUUCUGGAUCCAAAUUAGAAGUUAAAAAAGCUGUCAGCAAAGAUGUAGCAUCAGCUUCUAGAGGUCGUAGAGGUGGACGUGGUGCUAGUAGUGGAAGAGGACAAAGUUGGGGAGGACCAAAUAAUAAUUGGGGAGGUAACCAUUUUGGAGGAUAUGGCAGUGGAAACAGUGGUGGUGGCUGGGCUCAAGGUGGUCCUCAAGGCUGGAAUAAUGUUUGGGGUAGUCAAGCUAGCCAAGGAGGUUGGGGUAAUGGAGGAGGUAAUUGGGGUGGUAGUCAGAGUGGUUAUGGAGGAGGGCCAAUGCGAGGAAAUUUCGGUAACAAUAGAGCAGUUCCAUAUCAUACUGGUCGUGGAGGUAGUGGCAAUUUCCAUCAAAAUUCUAGAGGAAGGUAUUAAAAGCAGGUUGCUGAAGCGAAGGCUGGUAGGAAUCAAUAACCAACAAAUUUUUCUCCUUCAACUUUUGGGUAUUGAACUAUUCGAAUGAUGUUCUUUUUUCCGACAAAAACUAUCUGCUCUUCACAUGUUGACACUUAUUGCCAUUUAUAAAUCACUAUUAAAUUAUGUUAGUACAAUAUUUUGUUAAUCAUAUACAUUAUGAUUUAAAAUUUAGGUUAAAUAAGUUAAAACAUUUUAUAUACCUGCUCUAUAUAUAGAUAUAUAUAUAUUUUUUUAUUUAAUUAAUUAUUGUUUUUCCAAUAUAAUUUUUAAAAUUUAAAACACUGGUUAAUUGAAAUGUAAUGCGUUUUAUUUAAUGGUGAAUAAUUUUUGUGUAACUAUAUUAUUAUAUAUUUAAAAUAAAAAUACCCAGUCUUUAUACAGGGACCAGAAUACAAUUGUUGUUGACUCAAUAAAUUUUAUGAUAAUUCACAAGACAUUUUUUUAUUAGAAGGAACAUUUUUAUUAAUGCUUAAAUAUGGUAGGCAUAUUUUCUACUAUAUUGGAACAGAUCGUAAGUAGUAUACAUUGUUAUGUUCUAAAAUUCUGUAAAAUAUUAUUAACGUCAUUAUUUCCUCAUGUUUUUAUUUUAAUCAUAUUAAAGUGAAAUCUCUAUUUACCAAUGUCUCCCAAUUAUUGAAUUUUUUAAAUAGUUUUUUUUUUAAACCUGUAUUAAUUGUGACAAUUGAGUUUCUUACAUCUUACUACUUAGAAUAGUGAAUUCCUUUCAAUAAUUCACUUUUUUUGGCCACCAUCGUUAUAUUUUAUAGAGGUUUCACUAUCAUUAGAUGAUUAGUUAUAGAUUGGGUACAAGAUAUUAAAUUAGGCAUUUAAUGCAGACCAACAUAUUGAGACUCCUAUCAACAGCGUAGGACUUAGGUCCCCCGGUUCCAAGAUAGUAAGUGUCUUAGGCAAAUACUCAAGUGAUCAGUUUUCAACUUAAUAAAAGUUUAUCAAUACAUAAUUUACGGAGUUUUUGAAUUACACCGAAACAAUCAAAAAGAUGACAAUGUCUUUUAUUGAAUUUACAAUGUAACUAUAUGUUGGUUAGUAAGGGUACAUAACAUUUACUUCUUAAAAAAUGUUCAACAUGUACAUCAGACCUGUGCUUAAAUCGAAUCACUUUAUUUUAAAGUAAGUGUUUACUAUUUAAAGUUAACCAGUAAAAAAUAUUUUAUUGUUGUAUCCGAUAGUUAUAUAAUUAAAAUUCAAUUUGUUAUUUUGUUAAUCUUUAUUUGAGGUUUACAUAAAAAAAUAAAUUGUUAUGAACUAAAAUUAUUUUUUAUCGUGAUUCCUAUGGAAAACUCAAUUUUAUGAAUUUUACACUAAUUUUUAUGUUUAUGAAAUUUUAAAAUUAAAUCAAAAUUUUAUUACUUAAAAAGUGUUUUUACUAAAAUGUAGAACUUUAUGCAAGUAAUGGGUGUGAUUUUUUAGUAUAGUACUCGUUUUAAGUAUUAAUAUACAUUUUUAGUUAAUAUAUUUUGAAUUGUAUAGAAUUUAAUAUUUGUUGUUAAAUUUACUGUUAAUAGAUAUUAAUACAAAACUAUAUUUGGGUAUAAUAAUAGUUCAGAGAUUUCAUUUUUAAGAAAUACAUAUCUACAUAUUAAAGUAUAUUUUAAUAUAAUAUUUGUAAUGUUAAUUAUUUUCACUAAUUAUUAUUAUAAAAUAUCAAGUAAAUAGGUAUGUUUUUUACAGAAUAUGAGUUAACAUCUUUGCUUCUUGUUGUUUGAUAAUAAACAGUUACUUAAAUACUAUACUAAUAGGGUACCUCAAAUUAUACUUAUUUAAAUCAAUCAGUAUGGCAAUUUUGUAGAUUUGAAUUCCUAAAAAAACAAAAAAAUAAAAAAAAAUAAUGAUGAUAAAGUAACUAAUAAUGUAAUGUCUUAAAUUUGACUACAUUUUAGAAUAUUAUUGAUUAAGUUAGUUCAUAUUAUGUUUGGCUAUUGUAAUUACAAAUGUAUUCAACUUUAUAUUUAACCAGCUAUUUUACCAACUAUAAAUUUAAGAAUUUAAAUGAGGUUAAAGAAAUUUAGCACUUUUGGUUAAAUGUGUAUUUGUACAGAUGUUUUAACAGUAUAUUUACAUUAAUUUAAAGUUUAAACUAAUAUUUCAUACCGUAUAAUAUGUUUUUAAGACUAAACACUAGAAUCUAGGUAUAGUUGUUUGAAAACUAAAAUAUUAUUUUCUCUAUAGCUAAAUUUUUUUUUUUUUAUUGUUAACUUUAUUUUAAUAAGUAUUUAAUUCUUAAAAUACCUAUUCAAUUUUUUUUUGAGUUCAAUGAAUUAAUUGUAUAGUAUUAAAAACUUGUCGAUCAGUACUAUAUGCUAAGAUAUUUUUUAUAAUAUACAUUGGCGCCUAUAGUUAAAAUUUUAGAGGGGAUGGGUUAAAAUAAAAAAAAUAUCAAAUGUAAAAUAAUGCAAGAUUUAAUGUUAUUUUCAUAUAUAAAUGUAAAUAUGCUAUAUUUAUUUACAAGUCCAUAAUAUUUUUUUUGCUCAGGAGGGGCAAGUGCCCUAUCUUGCCCCUCUCAAUGGGCGCCCAUGAUAAUAUAUCACUAUCUAUGUAUCAAUGUUUCUAGCAGUAUUUAAAUCAGAUUUCUUAGUUUGAAGGUAGAACUUAUUAUAUACGUUUAUGUAUAUAUAAAUAUAAAAUGUUAGUAAAAGUCCUAGGUGGAGACAGCCUUCAUGUUCAACGAAACGGAAAAAAAUGACAGGUAAAAAUCGUCAAAUGCAUUUUACUUUAAAAUUGUAAAUAUAUAAAGUAUAAGUAUAUUUUAAGUCAAUUGUUAAAUUAAAUGAGUAAAUAACAAUAAAAAUAUAUCAUUAAAAGUCAAUUGUUAAGUUAAUAUUUUAGUAAAUAAUAAUAAAAAAAAUAAAUUAUGAAUAUCGAAUAGAAAAUGGUAUUGCUAAUUUGGUAAAUCUCUCUCCCCACUUUAAUAUUCUUGAAUUCUUCACAUAAUAUUUUUCGUUAUAACAUAUAAUUAACGAUACGUAUAUCUUUUAUCGUGCGUUGUACACUUCUUGUGCAGACUGCAAAGUUAUAAUAAUAAUAUAGUUAUUAGUUAAUAACCAAAUAAAUUUAUUUACUAUUUAGCAAUGGUUAGUGUUCAGCUACUCAACGUCUCAAUCGACUGCUGACUUACUACUUACUGCCCGAUCAUAAUAUUUGGGGCAUAAAAAAAUAUGGACAAUAUGAUGUUGUGCUUGCCGCUUGGUAUAUAUUCCAAGAACAUUAAAUGUAUAUUAAAACUUAUUAUUAUAAUUUAUAAUAUCUUGUAUCGGGUCUCGUCAUUCAGGGCCGACCUUGGUAAUUUUAAAAUUUCUGAAAACUAGAUAUUAAUGUAAUGAUUAAAUCGCUUUUCUUCAUUUGAAAUUUACUUAUUUUGCUGCCGCAUUGGGCCGGCCCUGUCGACAUCUCACAUGGCCGCCUUCCCUCGUUUAUACAAUCGUCUCAACUCUCAAUAUUCAGUAUUCAAUACUCAUAGUCUUAAACUCUUAAACACUAAACAGUCGCCGCCAAAAUGCUAUAGUGUCAGUCAUUUGGGCAUUUGGCACGUCAUUAUCAACGACUUUAUAUACAAUUUUAGGCCUGUUUUCCGGUAACACUGGUAUAGCGAACUCAGUGGUACCGUCCUGCGCGGCAUCGCUCGUCGAGUAAAACGUUUCGUUGCGGCCUCCAGCGGUCAGACGUCUGUACUCAUUUUUUUGAUACAACAAUAUUGCCGCUUGAGGGCGCUGCGCAGAGUUACUCGAUUUCGGCACUUCUCAUUCGUCGACGACGUUUUUCCCGUUCACCUUCCAUUUUGUGUGCGAUUUCCUCGUGCGCGAUAUCUCCGUAGUCUAUACUCCGUGUCUAUACUUCGUGUCCCCAUACUAUAAACGCAAAGCGAACGUCAUCAGUGUCGGUCUACCGUCCAUUUUUGUCGCCGUCGUGUUUUUCCUUCCGUCGGUCCACCACAACUUUUUCAACAGCCGUCGUUGAAUUACAUUUUCACCGGCGUGUUCGAGUCCGCCGUUGUCGUUUUCUUCGUCUUCUC